CAGCAGUGGAUGAGCUGGUUUACCGGAAAGUGACAUAAGAUGUUUUGGAGCUCAGCAGGACAGCGGGGAUGUGUCGGACUUCUCCGCUGCUGGUCCCUCGCGGCCAGCUCCAGGACACUCACAACCCCUCGCUGCCCUUCACGGUUCUUUUCCAUCUCUGCCACCUCGAAGUCUGGAACGCACGUGGAGGUAAACCCGCCUCUGAAGCAGUGGGCCCCGGAGGUGAGCCCCUUCAGCACGGUACGGGCACAGCUGGGCUGCAGUAUCUCCAUAAGCCCGCUGGACCCGCACGCCUUCCCUGAGGCUGAUCGAGCUCUCAUCACAGUCCACGGGACAGACACCGAGCAGGAGGUCGGUCUGGAUCACUUACACGUCCACUAUGAUGACCAGAGCAAAGAGCUGCACAUAUCAGCUGGGGAGGUUAACAACAGCGUGUUGAUUGAUCUAGCUGCACCUAUCAAAAGUAAUCUUUUCAUUACUACUCAAGGAAAUGGCAACGUGCAUGUGCAGAAAAUGGAGUGUGAUAUCUGCAAGGUGCAGACAGAGAAGGGUAACUGUUUUCUGCACUCAGUCAAGGGUCACCAGGUCGAGGUCCAGUCCCAGGGAGGAAACGUUACAUGUGUGGGCACUAUCCAUGGCAAUGUGAACAUCAGCACAUGUGGAGACAGUGCAGUGGUUGUCAAGAAGCUCCAGGGCACCAAAAUGAAUGUUUCAACAGAAUGUGGCCCUCUGAAGAUCAAAGCCAUCUAUGCGGAGUCCAGCUUCAUCUCCUCCUGCUCUGGGAAAGUAGAACUGGGGCAUGUACAUGGUGAUGCCACUGUGAAGAACGUGUCUGGAGAUACAGCUAUUGAUGGUUCAAAUAGCUUCCUGAAAGUUUCCUCUCACAGCGGAGGCAUUGAUGUCUAUGUGGGAGACGGUGGCAGUGCCGAACUUCACAGUCAGAAUGGAGCGGUGUGUGUGCGUGUCCCCUUCUCACUGAAAGCCGGGGUGGAGCUCUGUGGCACGUCAGUGGAUAUCAGCCCAGAGGUUGUUCUGCAUGGAGUAGAAAACAACACAACUGAAGGCCAAACCACAGUUACUGGCUAUAUAAAUGGAGAGUCUCCAGUGGACCGGUGGGUCAAAGCUCAGGCAGACAGAGGCUCUGUCAGACUGAAGACACAAAGCUGGUUUGAGUCCUUGAAGCUGGGGAGCUGAGUUAUGAGUGACACUGCAUCCCUGCUCAGGAUCUACUGUACUGUCAAUAAGGACAUUAUGUAUCUAUAGUAUUUAACAAAUAUUCUAUAUGUGUUAAAAAUCACUGUACAUACACUGAGUCUGGGUAGCAUACUGCAUAACAGCACUGUCAGUGGUUUUUUAAAUGUUAAUUAGAAACAGAUUUGAAUGUUUACUUGUGAUGUGAAAUAUUGCCAGGGAUUGCAUUUCUUCUGGAUGGUCUGUUAAUACUAUAAAAAAUAUAUUGUUAUGUCUCAAACUUUGAAAAGAA
Messenger RNA from Micropterus salmoides (largemouth bass), 1483 nucleotides. It is a transcript of the gene fam185a, whose product is annotated as family with sequence similarity 185 member A. The record is from RefSeq and is a predicted model, not a curated record. NCBI's taxonomy places the organism in Eukaryota, Metazoa, Chordata, Actinopteri, Centrarchiformes, Centrarchidae. The transcript has 8 exons. The coding region runs from base 40 to 1194 and encodes 384 amino acids.